Molecule: messenger RNA, 1721 nt
Organism: Lactuca saligna
Lineage: Eukaryota; Viridiplantae; Streptophyta; Magnoliopsida; Asterales; Asteraceae
Source: the annotation of a GenBank genome assembly
ACGUCGUCGUCAUCAUCAUCAUCACAAGCUUGAUUUUCUUUUUGAAACACGCCGAGAAGUAAACAGAUCGAUCAUACACAACAAUUUUCUUAGUCGCUGUGUGAAAUUUUGUUUUCUGUUGCGAAUUGGAGCAGAUACGUAAUGUCUAUUUGAUCCCUAGGAAGAUUUCGUUCAUUCACCUCUCAAUCGACCAGAAACCAGAUCUUAAUUCGGAAUCAAUCAAUACAGAUCUGAUCUACCUGGCUCCGGAUAAUUGAUGGCAGGGGCGGCCUCUGCGCUGUUCCUCCUCGACAUCAAAGGCCGUGUUCUGGUGUGGCGCGACUACCGUGGCGACGUGUCUGCAGUUCAGGCCGAACGUUUCUUCACCAAACUGAUUGAAAAAGAGGGUGAUCAAGAUUCUCAAGAUUCUCAAGGUCCAGUUGUCUAUGAUAAUGGUGUCACUUAUAUGUUCAUACAACACAGCAAUAUAUAUCUAAUGAUUGCUUCGAGACAGAACUGUAAUGCUGCUAGUCUUCUCCUAUUUCUACACCGUUUAGUUGAUGUGUUUAAGCAUUACUUUGAGGAGUUGGAAGAGGAAUCACUUCGAGAUAACUUUGUUGUAGUGUAUGAGUUGCUUGAUGAAAUGAUGGACUUUGGUUACCCUCAAUUCACUGAAGCUAAAAUCCUUAGUGAGUUCAUCAAGACUGAUGCAUAUAGGAUGGAAGUUUCACAGAGACCUCCCAUGGCUGUUACAAAUGCUGUCUCAUGGCGUAGUGAAGGAAUACAUUACAAAAAGAAUGAGGUGUUUCUGGAUGUUGUGGAGAGUGUGAAUAUGCUCGUGAACAGCAAUGGGCAAAUAGUUAGAUCAGAAGUCGUUGGUGCAUUGAAGAUGCGGACUUAUUUGAGUGGUAUGCCUGAGUGUAAGCUUGGACUGAAUGAUAGAGUAUUAUUGGAGGCACAAGGACGAACUACUAAGGGAAAAGCCAUAGACUUGGAUGACAUUAAGUUCCACCAAUGUGUGCGAUUGGCUCGAUUUGAAAAUGAUAGGACAAUAUCAUUUGUGCCUCCUGAUGGAGCGUUUGACCUGAUGACAUAUCGACUUAGCACUCAGGUGAAGCCUUUGAUUUGGGUGGAAGCUCAAAUUGAAAGGCAUUCAAGAAGCCGGAUGGAAAUUAUGGUAAAAGCCAGGAGUCAAUUCAAGGAGCGAAGCACUGCAACAAAUGUCGAAAUUGAACUGCCUGUGCCAGCGGAUGCUACAAACCCUAAUAUUCGAACCUCCAUGGGAUCUGCUUCCUAUGCACCAGAAAACGAUGCUCUCUCCUGGAAAAUUAAAUCUUUUCCAGGUGGUAAGGAAUAUAUGUUGAGAGCUGAGUUUAGUCUUCCGAGUAUAACAGCGGAAGAAGCGGUCCCCGAGAGAAAAGCUCCUAUCCGUGUCAAAUUCGAGAUACCAUAUUUUACGGUCUCAGGAAUUCAGGUUCGUUAUCUAAAGAUUAUUGAAAAGAGUGGUUACCAAGCUCUUCCGUGGGUUCGAUAUAUAACAAUGGCGGGUGAAUACGAACUAAGACUUAUGUGAAUUGUUUGUUUGUUUGUUAUUGUUGUUGUUGUUGUUGUUUCAUGCACUUAUUAAAGGAAACUUGUAACUUGUCAUCAUGUUGUUUACCUACAAAAAAAAAAAAAAAAAACCUUUUUUUUGUGUAUUUUUUUGGAACCUCAAAUCUGUAAUUACAUUUUAGACAUUUCUA